Molecule: messenger RNA, 1359 nt
Organism: Eucalyptus grandis
Lineage: Eukaryota; Viridiplantae; Streptophyta; Magnoliopsida; Myrtales; Myrtaceae
Product: tetratricopeptide repeat protein 33
Exons: 5
Coding region: 157-750 (197 amino acids)
Molecular function (GO): protein binding
Source: RefSeq, a predicted model, not a curated record
CUAACCAGAAUGGAUAUCAUUGCCACCCUACACGUCGUGUAUGGCAGGAUCUCAUUCCAGGAACUGCCAAUAGGGAAAUUGGACACCGACCUUGCUUUCGCUCACGCUCGGUUCGAUCGACAGUAAAACCUUGGCGGCGAAAUCUUGAAGACGAAGAUGAAGUUGUCGUGGAACAAGAAGAACGCCGGCGCCAAACGCCCCCUCAGCGCCGUUUCCAAGUUCCCAAAUCUCCCUUUCGACGAAGAAGACGACGACCCACCACCGCCACCGGGCAAAGCCCCCGAAGACGCCGGCGUUUCGGGGGACCAAGAACGACCGGCGCCAAAAGCCCUAGCUUCGGAUGAGGACGGCCCGUCGCCGUCGCCGUCGUCGUCGUCGUCGUCGUCGCCUGAUCACCGGGAGCUGGCUCGGUCGUUUCAGUCUCAAGGCGACAAGCUCGCUGAGGAAGGAAAAUACCGGGAAGCACUAGGGAAGUGGGAGACUGCUCUUACCUUGAUGCCUGAGAAUGCAGUUUUGCAUGAGCAAAAGGCACAACUCUUGCUUGAGAUAGGAGACGCAUGGGGCGCUCUGAAGGCAGCAAAUAGAGCCACUGAAUUGGAUCCACCUUGGGCUGAGGCAUGGAUCACGCUGGGUAGAGCACAGUUAAACUUUGGAGAGCCUGAUAGCGCUAUUGCUAGUUUCGAUAGAGCAUUAUCUCUUAAGCUUGUGAAGAAGCUCAGGAUGACCGGAGAACUGCACUACAUCUUGUAAAGAAGCGAAAGCAGCUGCAUUUGUCGGGCGUGAGCACAACAAAAAAUCGUUUUGCAGUUGGAGAUAAAGAAUGACUCUUUGGUCCAGUUACUUGCAUGUUCUGGCUCUAGAGAAGGAGCCCAUGGCCCUUACGUAUAUAAAGCUUUCACGAGUUAUGAGGAGCUAUCAUACCUUGUUAAGCUCUUAAGAAGAUGCAAGGUGGUUGAGGAAAACUUUAUAGUCCUACUUUCCUUGUUUGAAACUAGGAGGGCAAAAGUUGGGAGGAUGUCACCUCUCAUCCGAUUGAAAGCUGGUCUCUUUAGAUAUCUUGCCUUUUCACCCUUGAGACUAGGACUUUUGUUUCUUCUUGCUUACUUUCUUCUGAAUCCUUUUUGUACGUUAUUGUACUAAUUUCUUUCAGCAUAACGCCAUCAUCUGCUGAAAAGGGAUAGAUGACUGAUGCUUGAACGAAGAAUGUAGGUUCACAAAGCAUACUCAGUUAUCGUUGUGGCUAUGACGUGAUACUACAGUUCUGGAACGUGUGGAGAGUCGUUUAUACUCUGUUGGAUCUUUGGCCUUUCUACUUUAUCGUUGUACCUAGAAAUGAAUGAGCAUAUGAAUUUUGUCUCA